Molecule: messenger RNA, 705 nt
Organism: Triticum turgidum subsp. durum (durum wheat)
Lineage: Eukaryota; Viridiplantae; Streptophyta; Magnoliopsida; Poales; Poaceae
Source: the annotation of a GenBank genome assembly
AUGGUCGCUGAGGCGGUGGGCUUCAUGAUGCCCCGCGCGGCGGACGGCGGCACCAUGGCGCCGGAGCUCGUCACCCGGGACUUCCUCGGCGGCUGCCAGGCGCCCGCCCCCGCCGCCGACGACCCCAGGCACGACGCCGCCGCCCUGCAGGUACGCGCCGCUCCCGGCAAGCCACCGCUGCAGAAGCACCUCAGCCCGCCGCCGUCGGCCAGGGGGGACCUCAACCUCUUCCCCGCCGCCGGCGCCGCCAUGGCGCCGUUGCCGACGAUGGCGCCGGCGGCGGACUGCGCCGCCACCACCACGUACCACAGCGUUUGCACGAUCGAGAAGGUCAAGACCGCGCUGGAGCGGUUCGAGCGCGGCAAGCAGGGGCACCACCACCAGCAGCAGCAGCAGCAGCAGCAGCACAGCGGCGCGGGCGCGACCGCGGGCGCCUCCCCGUCCUCCUCCUCGGUCACCACCUCCUCCGUCAAGCGCCGCGGCGACGUUGCCGUGGAGCGGGGCGACGGCUGCGACUCCCCGUCCGCCAGCGCCGGCGGCGGGGGCAUGGUGGCCGCCGCCUGCCCGCGCUGCUUCCUCUACGUGCUCAUCGCCCGGAGCGACCCCCGCUGCCCGCGCUGCGAGUCGCACGUGCCGCCGCCCCCGGCACCGGCCCCCAAGAAGAAGCCAAGGAUCGACCUCAACGUCGGCUUCCUCGGCACCUAG